AUGAGGCUGGCUUUGGCCGCCUCCACCCGGAAAGCAUAUGAUCGCUCCGUGGAGCAGUUUACGGCUUUCAGGGAACAGGUAGGCUUGGCUGAUCUCUGGCCUAUCCCGGUGGAGCAUCUCAUGCAGUUCUGCGUAGAGCUUAAAGGUAAGGGGCUUGUGGUUAAAACUAUCAGAGCAAAGUUAGCUGCCUUGGCCUUUACCAGCAAGGUACGGGGCCUGUCAGACUCGUCCGGUGACUUUAGGCUACGCAAGAUGUUGGAGGGAUGGUCCCGGGAACAGGGCCCGCGGUCAGACCCCCGCACCCCCUUUUCCCCGGAGGUUCUGAAGGGGUUCGGGAGAAUUUGGCCCACAAUUCGUUUUUCUGAGUUUGAGGCCUUGUUAUUCCAAGCGGCUGCCAUGGCCGCCUUUUUUGGAGCGCUCAGAGUCAGUGAGCUGGUGGUGAGCUCGCGGAAUGACAGUUCGGGGCGGGCACUUUUGAUGGGAGAUGUAAAAAUUGUAGGUGAUUGUGUUACCAUUAGGGUGCGUAGGUCUAAAACAGACCAGCGACAUAAGGGAGUAACGAUCACCUUGGGUUCGUGCCAUGUCAGUGAGAUUUGCCCAGUUUUGGCUUUGAAGGGCUACAUCUCUGUUCGGGGUGACGAUCCCGGCCCCUUUUUCCGGCACGAGGAUGGGUCCCCCCUGACCAAAUUCCAAUUUUGGUCUGUCACCAGCCAGGCAUUAGUUAAGUUGGGGUUGUCUGGCUUUCGGUUUGGGACCCAUUCAUUUCGUAUUGGGGCAGCUUCCACGGCAGCCGCCAUGGGGUACCCGGGGCCGGCCAUACAACAUGUGGGGCGGUGGCGGUCUUCGGCGUACAAGAGUUAUGUACGACCUAUGUUGCACGACAUGUGUUAG
Molecule: messenger RNA, 891 nt
Organism: Heteronotia binoei (common prickly gecko)
Lineage: Eukaryota; Metazoa; Chordata; Lepidosauria; Squamata; Gekkonidae
Product: integrase/recombinase xerD homolog
Exons: 1
Coding region: 1-891 (296 amino acids)
Biological process (GO): DNA integration; DNA recombination
Molecular function (GO): DNA binding
Source: RefSeq, a predicted model, not a curated record